Messenger RNA from Glycine soja, 1880 nucleotides. Its product is annotated as probable polygalacturonase. The coding region runs from base 349 to 1533 and encodes 394 amino acids. NCBI's taxonomy places the organism in Eukaryota, Viridiplantae, Streptophyta, Magnoliopsida, Fabales, Fabaceae. Gene Ontology annotation, biological process: carbohydrate metabolic process. The record is from RefSeq and is a predicted model, not a curated record. The transcript has 6 exons. Gene Ontology annotation, molecular function: polygalacturonase activity.
ACUAACUUGCAUAAAGCUGUCCUUGUCCUUCUCUUCACCUUGCUUCUGGUUCCUCUCCUUCAAUAUUCUUUCUCUGCCCCUGUAACUUUUUUUUUUUUUGGUUCUUUCUUGGUGCUUGGGCACUAGCUCUGCUUAUUCUAUCCCUUGCACUGUGCUGUCAGAAGUUUUGACCAAAGAACAUGCUAGUACGUGGCAUUUCUCUUGCUGUUGGCGUUGAGCAAUGAAGUCAGAGUUAAUGGUGAUGGCAGUGGUAGACAAUGUGAGAUUAAUCCAGCACUAAAGCCAAGACCACACACUGUCUCCAUCUUGGAGUUUGGUGCGGUUGGGGAUGGUAAAACAUUGAACACUAUGGCAUUCCAGAAUGCCAUUUUCUAUCUCAAGUCGUUUGCUGACAAGGGUGGUGCUCAGUUAUAUGUGCCACCGGGAACAUGGUUGACUCAAAGUUUCAAUCUUACUAGCCAUCUCACACUUUUCUUGGAAAAAGGUGCUGUAAUUCUUGGAUCUCAGGAUCCAUUUCACUGGGAAGUUGUUGAUCCAUUACCUUCUUAUGGCCGAGGAGUUGAAGUUCCUGGGGGAAGAUAUCAGAGUUUGAUUAACGGAAACAUGUUACAUGAUGUGGUGAUAACAGGUAAUAAUGGAAACAUUGAUGGCAUGGGAUUUGCUUGGUGGGAAUUGUUUAGCUCUCAUUCCCUGAACUACAGCCGUCCACAUCUGAUUGAAUUAGUGGCAUCUGAUCACGUGGUAGUUUCAAAUCUUACAUUCUUGAACGCUCCUGCAUAUAGCAUUCACCCAGUUUAUUGCAGCAAUGUACAUAUUCACAAUGUUUCAAUUUCUGCUCCUCCAGAAUCCCCUAAUACCGUUGGCAUAGUACCAGAUUCUUCUGACCAUGUUUGUAUAGAGGAUUGUGUCAUUGCAACGGGGUAUGAUGCAAUUUCCCUCAAAAGUGGGUGGGACGAAUAUGGCAUUGCCUAUGGCAGGCCAACCGAGAAUGUACACAUCAGAAGGGUACAUCUUCAGGCUUCUUCUGGCUCUACAAUUGCAUUUGGCAGUGACAUGUCUGGUGGCAUUUCAAAUAUUCUUGUGGAGAAUGUUCAUCUUUACAAUUCAAAGAGUGGCAUUGAAUUCAGAACCAUGAGGGGCAGAGGUGGUUAUAUGAAGGAAAUAAUCAUAUCAGACAUAGAAAUGGAGAAUAUAUACACUGCAAUAGCUGCCACAGGUUAUUGUGGGUCUCAUCCUGAUGACAAAUUUGAUCCUAAUGCUCUCCCACUUUUGGACCACAUUAUUUUGCAAGAUAUGAUUGGCACAAACAUCACUAUUGCUGGAAGCUUUGCUGGACUACAGGAAUCUCCCUUCACUAACAUAUGCCUUUCCAACAUAACUUUGUCUACAAAUUCAGUUUCUUCCAUUCCUUGGGAAUGCUCAAAUGUCUCCGGAUUUUCAGAUUAUGUUCUUCCCAAACCAUGUCCUGACCUUGAAACUCUUUCGAAUUGUCUCUCCCUGCUGAUUAUCAAGGGAAAAACUGCAGUCAUGUGAUAAUAAUCCUCUAUCAACAAAAGGUUCAUAUUCUUCGAUUCCCUGCUUGAAAGGCCAUGAAAAGUGACUGGCCAUUGCUACCUCAGAUUAAAACCCACAUUCUUUCCAAUAAGACUGUUAUUCGGAUUAUUCAUUUUUCCAUCCUUAGAUUUGCAUUCUUGCAUGCUGCAAGCACCAAGCAACACAUAAUUUGUACAGCUUCAUUUCUUCAUUCAUGUGUAAUGAAAUUUUGGCAGUGCCCACAAGAGGACUGAAUUUGAAAUACAUGUUUUUGCAUUAGUCCAUUGUAAUUUCAUUGUAAAGCAUGUGAUAGAUUUCCGUGAGUCUCAAUCAAAGAAAUUUGAACU